Molecule: messenger RNA, 1094 nt
Organism: Tigriopus californicus
Lineage: Eukaryota; Metazoa; Arthropoda; Copepoda; Harpacticoida; Harpacticidae
Product: corepressor interacting with RBPJ 1-like
Exons: 1
Coding region: 116-991 (291 amino acids)
Biological process (GO): negative regulation of DNA-templated transcription
Cellular component (GO): nucleus
Molecular function (GO): transcription corepressor activity
Source: RefSeq, a predicted model, not a curated record
CACAACAAUCGAUCCUUGGUUCCAAACAAACGCAAACGUUCGAGAGCUCCUCACUUGGAUUGGCAGAGCAUUCCUAUCUUUCUCCGCCCCGAUCCCCGCCCAUAUCGCAUCCACCAUGGGCAAGGGCUUCAACAACUACAUGUGCAAGAAGUUCUUCCACCCGGCUUCCAAAGACAACCUGAAACGCGUGUGGAUGGCCCAACAGAAAACGGAUGCCGAGCAAAAGAAGCAAGAUGACCUCAAGCAACAAUACGAACGUGAACAAGAGCUCUACAACAAUCGCGCCCUUCUCUCCAAAGACUCCAAAGAGAAGCUCGAGGUCAAUUUCCUGUACGAACCGCCACCGGGCGCCCGUAAAGAGGACCGCGAAGAAGGCGGACCCGAGGGCGAAGAGGGCGGGUUCAAGUUCGAAUGGCAGCGGAAAUGGGGUACGGCUCCCCGCGAGUCCUGGGCCAAGGGCGACGAGUCCAUCAAAGAUCAACCUUUCGGCAUCCAGGUGCGCAACGUCCGAUGCGUCAAAUGCCACAAAUACGGCCACAUCAACACGGACAAGGAAUGCACUAUGUACGGCAAGGCCUUGGACUCGGAGGCGCCCGUAGAACGGGUGGAUCAGCGCCGAUUGCUGGACGAGAUGAAGGAGGACGGCAUGAAGAUGAGGUGGAGCGCCUGGGACAUUGAUGACCCGCGAAAUGCGGCCAAAUACGCUAUGCUCGAAGACCCGCAAAAGCGAAAGAAGGAGCGAGAGCUGAACAAGUUGGAAGCCGAAAUGGAGCAGAAACGCCGGAUGAUUGAAGGCUUGAGCAAGGACGAGAAGAAGAAGCUCUUGAAGGACCUUCAAAGGGAAGAGAACCGACGCUCGGGUGGACAUAAGUUAAAGAAGCACAAAAAGGAGAAGAAGAGCAAGAAAGAGAAGAAGGACAAGAAACAGAAGAAGAGCAAAAAGCGCAAACGACGACAUUCCUCUUCGUCGGACAGCGAUUCGUCCGAUUAAACGCUAGUCUGAUCUUGAUGUUGAAGGUUCAUGCAGAAAUAAAUUCAAGUUGCCGUGCUAUAGUCACCCUCAUGCACUAUGGACGGAAUUUAUGUCAAUGUUA